AUGAACAUUGCUAUGGAUGAUUUCGCAGGAACUGAGAUAUGUUCAGCAGUGAUGGAUACAUACUGGGGAGUGGCAGUCGAAGUCCCUUCAUAUCUUGUCUCGUAUGCCCUGGCAUCUGUCGCACUCGUGCAGCCAAGCGAAACAGGGCAUGGGCUACAGCUAUCAAGAUCAUGGAAUACCAGUCCCUUUACCACACUGGCACUUAUGGCGAGCAAUACCCACGUAUCGACACCCACCACUGUGAGAACUUGCAAGAGGCAUGACGACCGUCAUCGUCAUACUAUCAGCUACAAUCUUGACCAGACAUUCAAAAGGGUGGGGAAAAAUUGCCCGAUAACAGCAUAUACAUGCAAGUCUUGGAAGAUGACUAGCAGCGCGUCAACCUGGCGGACAAGAUACUGUCUGAACCUCGACAACUUGGUGCUGACAUCCGAUGUUAAACCUCUCACUGCAAGGAUUGGUGCUGCUACCUCCCAGCACGAGCGACUGUCCAUCCAAGACUGCUUCAUCGGUGCCGCCAUCUCAGACAUGUGCAUGGCUCACCACGUAAGGGCUGUGGGCCUGGUCGUUCCUUCUUGGGGCCUUAUGCCGGUACCAACACCAACACCCACUAGUAUGAUGAUACACUACUUUACCCUCUCCGGCGCAGCAGUCGACGCUUUUGCUUUUGUUCUGGCCAUUCCUCUUUUCGUGCUGAACAACAAAGAUAGGAGAUGCUACGGCGGUGUAGAUGAGGCUGAGGGAGCUCCAAAGGUGCAGGUGCCAGAGGGUGGGAGCAGGAGAAGCUGUGGACGAAUGGGUAGCUUACUCAGAAAAUUUUCUGUCUCAGUGACCACUGUACCGAGGAGGCUGCUAGGUCAGAAGACUUGCAGAUGUUCUCUCCAACUCAUCGCUGUCACUAGCCUCCGGUUCUGUUUUACCAUCAUCACUGAAGACCUGUAUGCCCCAUCUGUCACACUUGUGCACAAUUGA
Messenger RNA from Desarmillaria tabescens, 972 nucleotides. RefSeq lists its product as uncharacterized. The record is from RefSeq and is a predicted model, not a curated record. The transcript is spliced from 7 exons. Bases 1 to 972 code for a protein of 323 amino acids. NCBI's taxonomy places the organism in Eukaryota, Fungi, Basidiomycota, Agaricomycetes, Agaricales, Physalacriaceae.